UCAGCCCCCGCCUUGCGUCACGUCCGGCCUGCGAGUUACCGCCCACUGGCUGCGGCGCUGCUGGCUCCAGGCCGCCCUCCGGAUCCGAUCCUGCGAAUGGUUUUGGCCACAUCUUCAUGCUGGGCUUCAUCACCAGGCCUCCUCACAGAUUCCUGUCCCUUCUGUGUCCCGGACUCCGGAUACCUCGACUCUCAGUACUUUGUGCUCAGCCCAGGCCCAGAGCCAUGGCUAUCUCCUCUUCCUCCUGCGAACUGCCCCUGGUGGCUGUGUGCCAGGUAACAUCGACGCCAGACAAGCAACAGAACUUUAAAACAUGUGCUGAGCUGGUUCGAGAGGCUGCCAGACUGGGUGCCUGCCUGGCUUUCCUGCCUGAGGCAUUUGACUUCAUUGCACGGGACCCUGCAGAAACGCUACGCCUGUCUGAACCACUGGGUGGGAAACUUUUGGAAGAAUACAGCCAGCUUGCCAGGGAAUGUGGACUCUGGCUGUCCUUGGGUGGUUUCCAUGAGCGUGGCCAAGACUGGGAGCAGACUCAGAAAAUCUACAAUUGUCACGUGCUGCUGAACAGCAAAGGGGCAGUAGUGGCCACUUACAGGAAGACACAUCUGUGUGAUGUAGAGAUUCCAGGGCAGGGGCCUAUGUGUGAAAGCAACUCUACCAUGCCUGGGCCCAGUCUUGAGUCACCUGUCAGCACACCAGCAGGCAAGAUUGGUCUAGCUGUCUGCUAUGACAUACGGUUCCCUGAACUCUCUCUGGCGUUGGCUCAAGCUGGAGCAGAGAUACUUACCUAUCCUUCAGCUUUUGGAUCCGUUACAGGCCCAGCCCACUGGGAGGUGUUGCUGCGGGCCCGUGCUAUCGAAACCCAGUGCUAUAUAGUGGCAGCGGCACAGUGUGGACGCCACCAUGAGAAGAGAGCAAGUUAUGGCCACAGCAUGGUGGUAGACCCCUGGGGAACAGUGGUGGCCCGCUGCUCUGAGGGGCCAGGCCUCUGCCUUGCCCGAAUAGAUCUCAACUAUCUGCGACAGUUGCGCCAACACCUGCCUGUGUUCCAGCACCGCAGGCCUGACCUCUAUGGCAAUCUGGGUCACCCACUGUCUUAAGACUUGACUUCUGUGAGUUUAGACCUGCCCCUCCCACCCCCACCCUGCCAUUGUGAGCUGGUGCUCAUGUGACUUGGAGGCAGGACCCAGGCACAGCUCCCCUCACUUGGAGAACCUUGACUCUCUUGAUGGAACAAGAUGGGCUUCUUGGGAAAGAAACUUUCACCUGAGCUUCACCUAAGGUCAGACUGCAGUUUCAGAAAGGUGGAAUUUUAUAUAGUCAUUGUUUAUUUCAUGGAAACUGAAGUUCUGCUGAGGGCUGAGCAGCACUGGCAUUGAAAAAUAUAAUAAUCAUAAAGUC
This is a messenger RNA of Pongo pygmaeus (Bornean orangutan), 1401 nucleotides long. It is a transcript of the gene NIT1, whose product is annotated as nitrilase 1. Gene Ontology annotation, molecular function: hydrolase activity, acting on carbon-nitrogen (but not peptide) bonds, in linear amides. The transcript is spliced from 7 exons. NCBI's taxonomy places the organism in Eukaryota, Metazoa, Chordata, Mammalia, Primates, Hominidae. The record is from RefSeq and is a predicted model, not a curated record. Bases 117 to 1100 code for a protein of 327 amino acids.